GUGACACGCCAUGGUAAAUGUCCGUGUGUAGGCGAGUCACGUGUGGAGAGUCCGUUGAUCUUGUUUCGUUGAAGCAGUGAAUCUCUCCUGUUUGUUCAUUUGAUUUGGGCCCUAUUUCAUGUUGUUUUCAAAACAACACUUCGUGUAGGUUUAUCUAUCUUCGCCGAAGAAUGAGCGACAACGAUGAUAUCGAGGUCGACAGCGAUGAAGAAUCACCGAGAUAUCACUCUGUGGCAGACAAACGGGCACACCACAAUGCGCUGGAGCGCAAGCGUAGGGACCACAUCAAAGACAGCUUUCACAGCCUUCGGGAUUCUGUUCCCGCCUUGCAAGGGGAAAAGCAAUCUAUCAAACAGGCAUCCCGAGCUCAGAUCCUAGAUAAAGCCACAGAGUACAUACAGUACAUGCGACGGAAAAACCACACGCACCAGCAGGACAUCGAUGACCUGAAGCGGCAGAACGCUCUGCUGGAGCAACAAGUACGGGCACUGGAGAAAGUCAAGGGGACCACACAGCUUCAGUCCAACUAUUCUUCUUCAGACAGCAGCCUGUACACCAACCCCAAAGGCAGCGCUGUAUCCGCGUUCGACGGCGGUUCCGACUCGAGCUCAGAGUCCGAGCCGGAAGAACAGCGUUCCCGGAAGAAGCACCGCGGGGACGACAGCUAAAAAGCAGGUCCUCGACCUGCUCCACAAAGUUCUCCUUGAGGGGGGGAGGGAGAGCCACAGCAACCUGUUUUAGGUUUGUAGUUUUGUUUGUAUGUACCUUAUUCUCCCCAAAUCUUCUCGAUCAAUCUCCUCGGAUCCAAGCGUGAUGAAGAAACAUCCUUACAGGGUUACAAGAGCGAGGAACACCCAUUAUGGGACGAAGACUCACAAUUGAAAUUAUGCCUUGUUUUUCUCUCCCUCCCUUUCCCGCUCAGUUCGUCCAUCUUGUGUCUCGGCACACGCAACAACGAACAAUGAUUUUAAACCCAAAAUGAGGCAGCUUUGCAAUUUAAGGACUUGAUGCUUUUUUGUACCCUUGUCUACAAUCCCUCCAGGUGGAAUCCAAAGGGGUGAACAGAGAGGCGUACAGCUCAUAGCACUGCUAAAAUAUAUGUUUUUGUUGAAUAUCUUAAAGCCUGCUUAGAAUUUACCCUUAGCUGAGUUGUCCUGAGUGGUUUGCCUUUCUAAAUAUGUGCAACUUUUCCAUAAAGGAAUGUUCGCGUCUUUCGAUGUACCCCUAGGUAGACCUAUGGGAUGAGUGGUACACUUUGACAUUAAAAAAAUAACAUGCUUUAUGGGAAGGCUGCUGAGCUUGUGUUGUAUUUGUUGUUUAAGCCUGAUGCUGAUGUAGUAAAAGUUUACAGGUUGAAAAAACAUUUUUUUGUUUUAAAUGGGGGGUGAAAAGUGAUUUAUUUUGCAUCCAUCAUCCGAGCCUCCCAGAAUGAACUUUGUAUUUCACUCCAUAUUCGGAAUAUGAACGUUCCAAAACUUGUUUCCCCCACAAAGCUAGUCAAUAUUGAAAGAGUAGAUUCAUGUUGUGAUAAAUGUUUUAAAUGUUGAUUGGAAAUUUGACUGCAGCACACCACAAAAAAUUGCAUUGAGUGUAUAGGAGAUGUGAGUGUGCGUGUGUAUAUCUUUUAUCAUAUUUUCCACUUAGGACAUAAGUAAAACUGAGUAGGUCUUUCUUUGUCUAAUUCCAUUCCAUGGAAAUUACAGGUAUGUUGUACAUACUGCCAACAGUCGGCUUGCAAGUUGAGGCCUACCUUUACAAUAAGAAUAUAAAUAAAACUAUUUUAUCCUUUA
This is a messenger RNA of Misgurnus anguillicaudatus (oriental weatherfish), 1790 nucleotides long. It is a transcript of the gene max, whose product is annotated as myc associated factor X. Gene Ontology annotation, biological process: positive regulation of transcription by RNA polymerase II. NCBI's taxonomy places the organism in Eukaryota, Metazoa, Chordata, Actinopteri, Cypriniformes, Cobitidae. The record is from RefSeq and is a predicted model, not a curated record. Gene Ontology annotation, molecular function: DNA-binding transcription factor activity; protein dimerization activity. Gene Ontology annotation, cellular component: RNA polymerase II transcription regulator complex.